This is a messenger RNA of Anisakis simplex (herring worm), 366 nucleotides long. NCBI's taxonomy places the organism in Eukaryota, Metazoa, Nematoda, Chromadorea, Rhabditida, Anisakidae. The record is from the annotation of a GenBank genome assembly.
AUGUACCAAGCUGAGCGUCGAUCGUUACUUUCAUUGCAGGAAGAAUGUUCAUGUUUGUUGCGGGUUCAUCCGAGAGUGCCAACCGCGAUGGCGCGAUUAAUGAGUCGUGUGAUCGUGAAACGAACUAACGACAAAUCGGCACAUGCUGCAUUCAACGGCCGAACAUUCGACUCGCUCGUGUCACAUAAUGACGACAUAACGAAAGAUGCAGAAAAGAGUGAAUUUUUUGUGUCGUUAUCACAUGUUCUGUGUGAUUAUAUGGGUGCGCAAGGCAUGCCGUCCGCGUCUGAAUUGUUCAACAUCUUCGGCAAGGUAAUGGUGAAUGUUUUUACGAUAUCAGAUGAUGAUCUGAAUACGAUCGGUCUU